AACAUUCACUUUGAAGAUGUCACAAGAAAGAAACCUUCAUGAUACCUUUCAAGUGAGUGUUUAUCCCCUCAAGUGAGUGUUUAUCUAUAGGGGCUGAGUACUCCAUGCAAUAUAGGCCCUUCAACUUUGUAGGGAGAAAUCCAAAAAGCAAGUGCAAAACAAUAGCAUUAGAACUGUGUCUAAGCACCCCCAACACACUAUUUAUUGAAGAUAUAAUAUUGUUAAGCCUAUGAUGGUAAUUUUUCAAGAAAGAGAGAGGGUUGUGUGGGCUACAAAUGUACACUCUUGUCUAUGGUUACAACUAUCAAAUAUUUGUGUAAUAUAAACGUUGUUUAUUUUGUUGAUUACUCGAGUACUUUUGCGUUUUUAAACAACAAUAUCAAUAUUAUUCCUGUCAAAAAAAAAAGAAAUUGUUUUGCCUAGAGAAAUGUUUGGGUUUUUUGCGGUGAGGGGGGGGGGGCCCUUGACACAUGCAGGCCCAGGGGCCCAUGGUUUCUUAAUCAGUCCAUGGAUUAAGGAAAUGGGGUACAAUUGAACAUAUAUUCCAAAGCAUUAGAUAACAUACAGGAAUGUGAAUGGGUGAUAGGUCAUAAUCAUAAGAGAUAUAGAAAAGAUAUAAUGAUCUAGUGUAAGUCAGCUUGCUCUCACUGAAAAGGUUUAUCAGUCACCCACAGAACAGUCCAUCCUUCAUCAUUCUCUUCCUCUGACAGGUAUCUGAAGGCAAAUCUGUCCCCUUGUGGAAUAUUUUUGCACACAUAUGAGGAUGCAGCUGGUUGUCAUGGCAGUACUGCUUGUUCUGGUGAAGGCCGAAUCCAACUGUGGGUCUGGCUGCCAACUAACUAACAUCUCCAUCACCUUGGAAAAAACAGAAUGUGGGAGCCACCCUGUUACAAUCGAAACCACCUCCUGCGCCGGCAUGUGUGAAACCAAGGACUGGAACUAUUUUAGCCCUUUGGUCCAGGUACCUCAGGCCACCUGCAACUUCAAAGAAUGGUCCGACGGGACUUACUACAUCCAAGACUGCCCCUUUGGGGUGGACCCAGUUUUAACGUACCCUGUGGCCAAGAGCUGUGCAUGUACAACGUGUUCCAUUGCUAGCACGGAGUGUGAUCCCAUGCACAGGGACAUGGCAAGUUGCCUGUCUGUAUUCUGAAGAGCAAAUCGCUUGAUGAGCAUUACCAUAAAUAUACAGUACAGCCACUAUUUGCCAUGCCAGAAAAAUACAUUGUGUCCUCUGAUGCUUGAAACUUGAAAAUAAAAAAGAUUAUCAGCCAUGAGUUGCAUGUAUCACCUUUACCUCAAUGUCCUACACAGUCUGCAAAAAUAUGAACCAAAUCUGCUGAUCAAAUAACUUACUAAAAAUGACAAAGUGACAUAUGUCCUUUAUGAAAUAGUAUAGCAUUUUGUGACCUCACUGGCCUUACCCCUUUCCCAGUUCCAAUUAUUCUAUACAAUGCAGCAGUCUCAUUACUUUAGUGUUUUUGUUUUCCCAUAGUAUUUCAGAUGCCAAAUUGAUUCCACCAGUCGCAUGCUUUAAAAACCUAGCUCAUACUCAAAAAGGCAAGUAAAGAAAGCUCAGAUAUACAGUAGGUGGGUCUUGGCAAUGCCUUUGUUUGUGCUAGUGUGAUGAACUGCUGUGUCAUGCUGCCCCAUGCUGCCCACAAUGCCGUAGGGGUGUACA
Hypomesus transpacificus is the source of this 1681-nucleotide messenger RNA. RefSeq names its product follicle stimulating hormone subunit beta (gene fshb). The coding region runs from base 758 to 1153 and encodes 131 amino acids. Gene Ontology annotation, cellular component: cytoplasm; extracellular region. The transcript has 2 exons. Gene Ontology annotation, molecular function: hormone activity. Gene Ontology annotation, biological process: G protein-coupled receptor signaling pathway; ovulation. The record is from RefSeq and is a predicted model, not a curated record. Lineage: Eukaryota; Metazoa; Chordata; Actinopteri; Osmeriformes; Osmeridae.